AUGCCUCUCGACGACGACGACAAUCCCGCCCUGGUGGCCCCUCUCGCCCCAUCUUCAUCUGGCUCUGGCGCUGGUGGAAGCAGCGUCGAUGCUGCUGCCCAAGGUUCCCCCGACGAGGGCCUGACGGCCGAGGACCUGCUGGAAGAUGAGGGUGCCGCGUCACAGGACUUCCGGCUAUUCCGCAAGCAGCCGGGCGUAUCAGCACAGACAAUCCGGAAAGGUGAGAAGGACUUUGAGUCGCACGGCACGCGGGCGCAGGCCGAUGCCCUGGAGCAGAGUCGCGCUGCAAUGCACGAGGUGCUGUCGUAUACCCGUGUGCAUGCGGGAUCGCAGAAGAAUGUACUCAGAGGAUGGUAUUUCCCAGAUUGGUGGAGGGAUUAUGAGGAGGUGGUCGAGGAGGCCGGGGAUGGGGAGGUUGAGGGGAAAGAGAAGAGGCCAUAUGGGCAUAUUAGGGAUCGGGUUGUUGUACUUGAGGGGUCGUCGGUCGCGAGCAAGAACCUGGGACGGGCGGUGACCGGACAGGCGAAGGAUCGGCCGGCGAGGGGGAGAGAUUGGUUGCUACCCGAGGAGGCUCUUUAUCUGGUUGAGAGAGGGUCGAUGGAUUUGUGGUGGCCGCUCAAGAGUCUUGAGGAACUCUUCCCUCCGGGCACACCACCCGAGACACCGGCUGGCAAGGGCCUUGUUGGUGAGGAUGACGAGGAGAUCGAUGAGUACGAGUUGGGAAUCCCUCUCAGUCUUCAAGCUGCUUAUGCUCUCUUAAUCGGCAACGAGGGCGACCGCGGCAAGAUCAGCCUGCAGAAGUUCCAAGUCUAUUCGAACCUCAAGAGAUGUGGCUACAAUGUUCUACGGGCCCCGCCACGGUCAAAGUCACUAUUCUCUACCCAACCAACCUCGCUCUGGCAAUGGUUCACCAAUCUCCUAACGCCUUCUCCUAAGCCUGUCGUCUAUCCCCCAUACGGACCCCUCAUCCUUCCAGGUCUCUACCGCUCCUAUGCCCCUAUCUACAGACGAAUAGCUCUCCUCCCACGGCACAAGCCCGACCCUAACCCAACCUUCCCUCCUGUUCCCAUCGAACCCUUCGCCGUCCACUUCCACGUUUGGAAGGCGUCUCAAAAAUGGACCAAACUUCGUCACCCACCACCAGACUUCUACCUCGCCGUCGUCGAUGCGCAGGAGUCAGCUCCUCCAACCCUGCGCGAAGUAGAUGCCCUUCUACUGUCAACUCCAUACUCGCCUUACAUCCCACCACAGAACAACAACCCCCAGAAGCAGCAACAGAUGCUGCAGCAGGGCCGGUAUCUCUACGCACGGCUGAAGCAUGGACGCAGGCACGUACUGGUUGCGGUUGUGGACCACGGGGUAAUUAACUACAUGAGGUUCGCAGAGGCAGCCUUUGGGGAGGAUGGAGUGCUCUGGACCAGGUUUGACGAGAAUGUUGCUGCUGCUGCGGCAGGCAAGGCUGGUGGAAAGAAGGGAGGAGGGAGGAAUAAUGGACGUGGAGGGAAGAGUGGGGGGAAGGGUAGGGGACGUAGGUAA
Molecule: messenger RNA, 1536 nt
Organism: Thermochaetoides thermophila DSM 1495
Lineage: Eukaryota; Fungi; Ascomycota; Sordariomycetes; Sordariales; Chaetomiaceae
Product: tRNA-splicing endonuclease subunit sen54-like protein
Exons: 1
Coding region: 1-1536 (511 amino acids)
Biological process (GO): tRNA-type intron splice site recognition and cleavage
Cellular component (GO): tRNA-intron endonuclease complex
Source: RefSeq, a predicted model, not a curated record